UUAACAGCUGUGUGUUCAGAGGCUCCUCUGCAUGAGGAGAAGUUUGUUCUAUGGCCUCAGAGCUGGGUGCCAGGGAGGAUGGCAGCUGCUCAGAGCUGGCAAAACCCCUCUAUCUGCAAUACCUGGAGAAAGCUCUGCAACUGGAUCAGUUUUUACGACAGACAUCAGCCAUCUUUAACAGGAGUAUAUCCAGCGAUGAAAGUGAAGAUGGAUUGGAUGACAAUCCUUUGCUGCCUCAGUCUGGGGAUCCCCUGAUGCAGGUUAAGGAAGAGCCUCCGAACUCUUUGCUUGGGGAGUCUUCUGGAGCAGGGAAUUCUGGGAUGCUGAACACACAUUCCCUGAAUGGAGUACUGCAGCCAGAACCAAAGUCUGAAAAAGGGAGCUUGUAUAACUUCUCCAAACUGAAGAAAAGCAGAAAGUGGCUGAAGAGUAUCCUUCUGAGUGAUGACUCCAGUGACACAGAUUCACUAAGUGAUGAGGAUGGAGAGGAGGAAGAAGAGUUUUCUCUUUCAAGGGAGGAACUUCACAAUAUGCUGCGAUUACACAAAUAUAAGAAACUGCAUCAAAGUAAAUAUAGCAAAGACAAAGAGUUGCAGCAAUAUCAGUACUACAGUGCAGGACUGCUGUCUACACAUGAUCCUUACUACGAGCAGCAGCGCCACCUGCUAGGACCCAAGAAAAAGAAGUUUAAAGAAGAGAAAAAAUUAAAAGGCAAGUUGAAAAAAGUAAAGAAAAAGAGGAGACGGGAUGAAGAGCUCUCUUCAGAGGAGUCACCACAACGCCACCAUCACCAGACCAAAGUUUUUGCCAAGUUUUCUCAUGAUACACCACCACCUGGGUCCAAGAAAAAGCAUUUGACUAUUGAGCAACUUAACGCACGUCGGCGGAAAGUGUGGCUGAGCAUUGUUAAAAAGGAGUUGCCAAAGGCAUACAAGCAAAAAGCCUCAGCCCGCAACCUUUUCUUAACCAACAGCAAAAAGCUUGCCCAUCAGUGCAUGAGAGAGGUACGUCGAGCUGCUAUCCAGGCCCAGAAAAACUGUAAGGAAACUCUGCCACGGGCACGUCGUCUUACCAAGGAGAUGCUUCUCUACUGGAAAAAGUACGAAAAGGUGGAAAAAGAACAUCGCAAACGAGCUGAGAAAGAGGCUCUGGAGCAGCGCAAGCUGGAUGAAGAGAUGAGAGAGGCUAAGAGGCAGCAGCGAAAACUUAACUUCCUGAUCACACAAACUGAAUUAUAUGCCCAUUUUAUGAGUCGUAAACGAGAUAUCGGACAUGAUGGAAUACAGGAGGAAAUCCUGCGCAAACUGGAAGACAGCUCUACCCAAAGACAGAUUGAUAUUGGUGGAGGAGUAGUGGUCAACAUCACCCAAGAGGAUUAUGAUAGUAACUAUUACAAGGCCCAAGCUCUGAAGAAUGCUGAGGAUGCUUACCAGAUUCAUCAGGCCCAGACCAGAUCAUUUGAUGAAGAUGCAAAGGAGAGUCGGGCAGCUGCCUUACGGGCUGCUAACAAGUCUGGUACUGGCUUUGGAGAGAGCUACAGUUUAGCAAACCCAUCUAUCCGGGCAGGAGAAGAUAUUCCACAGCCUACUAUUUUCAAUGGAAAACUGAAAGGUUACCAACUGAAAGGCAUGAAUUGGCUGGCCAACCUAUAUGAGCAGGGCAUCAAUGGAAUCCUGGCAGAUGAAAUGGGUCUGGGUAAAACAGUACAAAGUAUCGCUCUCCUUGCACAUCUGGCUGAGAGAGAGAACAUCUGGGGACCUUUUUUAAUAAUUUCACCUGCCUCUACACUUAACAACUGGCACCAGGAGUUUGCCAGAUUUGUACCUAAAUUUAAGGUGCUACCUUACUGGGGAAAUCCCCAUGAUCGAAAGGUCAUCAGGAAGUUCUGGAGUCAGAAGACACUGUAUACUCAGGAUGCUCCUUUCCACGUGGUGAUUACCAGUUAUCAGCUAGUAGUACAGGAUGUGAAAUAUUUCCAGCGAGUGAAGUGGCAAUAUAUGGUGCUGGAUGAAGCGCAAGCACUUAAGAGUAGCUCCAGUGUUCGUUGGAAGAUCCUACUACAGUUCCAGUGUCGAAACAGACUGUUGUUGACUGGGACCCCAAUCCAGAACACGAUGGCUGAGCUGUGGGCCCUGCUGCAUUUUAUCAUGCCUACGCUGUUUGAUUCCCAUGAAGAGUUCAAUGAGUGGUUUUCUAAGGACAUAGAGAGCCAUGCAGAGAACAAAUCCGCCAUUGAUGAGAACCAGCUGUCCCGCUUGCACAUGAUCCUGAAGCCUUUCAUGUUGAGAAGAAUCAAGAAGGAUGUGGAAAAUGAGCUGUCAGAUAAGAUUGAAGUUCUUAUGUACUGCCAGCAGACAAGUCGACAGAAGCUACUGUACCAAGCUCUGAAAAACAAAAUCUCUAUUGAUGACCUCCUGCAGUCUUCAAUGGGCACUACUCAGCAAGCACAGACCACCACUAGUAGUCUCAUGAAUCUAGUAAUGCAGUUCAGGAAGGUGUGCAAUCACCCGGAGCUAUUUGAGCGACAAGAAACUUGGUCUCCGUUUCACAUCUCCCUAAAGCCAUACCAGAUUUCCAAGUUCAUCUACCGUCAUGGACAGAUCAGGGUCUUUAACCACUCACGGGACAGGUGGUUACGGGUUUUACUUUCGCCAUUUGCACCAGACCACAUCCAGCAGUCUCUUUUCCAUAGGAAGGGCAUCAAUGAAGAAAGCUGUUUUUCAUUCCUCCGGUUUAUUGAUGUCUCUCCAGCGGAAAUGGCAAACCUCAUGAUUCAGGGACAUUUAGCCAGAUGGUUAGCUCUUUUCCUGUCUCUGAAAGCAUCCUACAGGCUCCAUCACAUGCGCUCCUGGAUGGAGACAGAAGGGGAGAAACAGCAGGGGUCAUGUUUUCUGAGGAACAGGGAUUUGUUGCUUGAUGUGAAUUUCCCGCUGUCUUCGCACAGCUGCACUUUGCUGCAGAACCUUGUCUUCAGUAGCCCCUGUAAAGCAGUGACUGGCUAUUCAGAUCAUGUCAUACAUCGAAGGAGAUCAGCUACCUCAUGUGUACGGUGCUGUCAGGUGACUGAGCUGCCGUCCUUCCUGUGCAUAGCCAGUCCACGGGUAACAGCUGUGCCACUGGAGUUCUACUGCAAUGACCGAAGUGCAGAAUAUGAGCGCAGAGCACUAAAGGAAGGAGGAAGUCUUGAAGCAAAGCAGUGUGUACUCAAUGGAGCCCCUGAGCUAGCAGCUGAGUGGCUGAGGCAGUGCUCCCGGUUCUUCCCAGAGUAUCCAGGAGGGCUAUUAGGGAUCAGACCUCAGAACGGCUGGUCUUUUAUCAGGAUACCAGACAAAGAGAGUCUGAUCACUGACAGUGGAAAACUUCAUGCUCUUGAUCUUCUGUUGACACGGCUGAAAUCUCAAGGACACAGAGUUCUCAUCUACUCCCAAAUGACACGGAUGAUUGACUUACUGGAG
Leptosomus discolor (cuckoo roller) is the source of this 3455-nucleotide messenger RNA. The record is from RefSeq and is a predicted model, not a curated record. NCBI's taxonomy places the organism in Eukaryota, Metazoa, Chordata, Aves, Leptosomiformes, Leptosomidae.